AUGCUCUCUUCUGUGCCACACCCCAGCACUGGCCAGGGCUCCCUGCUGCUGCCCACCAGGCAGGCCCAGGAGGACAUGCAGGAGUUCUCUUGGGGAGGACCCUGGGUGGACAGAGCGCCAUACCACCAGUACGGCCAUGCCCCUUCCUGUAUUGCCUUGGUUGCCCGGAGAACCGCCAGCGUGAAGCAGACUGCACCGCCCCGCUUCUCCCGCGUGAACGGCUGGUCGCUGCCCCUGCACUCCUUCCAGGCGGUGGGCUGGUCGACAUUCCUUGUCAUGUCACUCGCCGCCUUUGGGGUCUUCAUCCCCUUCCUGCCGCAGACCUGGAAGUGUGCGGCCUAUGCCGUGAUUGGUGGGCUGUUCGCCUUCCACCUUGUGGUCCACUUGACUGCGGUCUCCAUCGACCCCGCCGAGCCCAACGUCAGGCUGAAGAAGAGCUACCUGGAGCCCGUGCCCACCUUCGACCGGUCCAAACACACGCACGUGAUCCAGAACCAGUACUGCCACCUGUGUGCCGUCCCUGUGAGCGAGAAGGCCAAGCAUUGCAGCUCUUGCAACAAGUGUGUCUCUGGCUUUGACCACCACUGCAAGUGGCUCAACAACUGCGUGGGCCAUAGGAACUACUGGUACUUCUUCCUGUCCGUGGCCUCGGCCUCGGCCUGCCUGGUCUGCCUGCUCGCCCUCCUGCUCUACGUGCUCAUCCAGUACUUCGUGGACCCCAGGGAGCUGCGCACGGACCCCCAGUACAAGAAUGUCCUGGACAGGGACACGUGGCUGCUGUUCCUCCCCUGCUUCCCCGUGAAGGCGCCGACGCCGGUGGUCCUGGCCCUGGCCGCGGGCGUGCCGCUGCUGGGGCUGCUGCUCGUGCACCUGCUGCUCUUCCACGUCUACCUGAGGCUCAUGAGGAUGAGCACGUUCGACUACAUGGUGCGGGGCCAGCAGGAGCGGACCAUGAGAAGCCCGGCCGUGAGGAUGGAGAGUGGGCUCCCGCAGGAAGAAGGUGAUGGACUGAGUCCGUUUGCAGUUGAGAGAGCAAAUCGCCAGAAGGCCCUGAGGACAUCUGAGUGUCCACCUCUGUUCCCCACCGCGGCUAUACACCCAGAGGGGAGUAUGUCACUGAAGGAAGGAGAUGAUGAGCUGAGUCCAUCUGCAGUUGGCAGAAUGAAUCACAAGGAGUUCCUGCUGCCCUCCAGGUGCUCGAGUCUCAGCUUGGCCACCACCACGUCCCCUGAGAGUUCUCCGGUGCCAGAGGUCUUGGCUCCACAGUCCUCCGCCACCUCAGCCUCCACGACUGAGAAGAGCCAGCAAGACACAGGGCAGCUUGUGCGGGGGGACAGUGCCAAGAGCCAGGGCUUGGCUACAGGCGCCCAGGUGCCCACACCCGCCACAUCCUCCACCCCAGGGCACUUCUCCGUCAAGAUCUUGCCUACGGAGUCAUACCUGGAGAGUGGCCUGCCUCAUCAUGGGCCGCGGCCCUGCAGCUGGAGUAUGUUACCUCGGAAGACCCUCGGUAGCCUCCAAAGGGGCCAGAAGACUCCCAGUUCGGCCCCAGCCUCUGUCAGCACCCUGGUCCCAUCGGUGGGGGAGCCUGCCCUGCUGGAAGUCGGCCGGCUCCAGCCAUGGGACAAGCACCGGGCGGAAAGUGCAGAGCAGGCCCUGUGCAGGGCUGCCCUGUCCAGCCUGGCAGAGCCAGCAGCCACACACCCCACACUGGACACAGCCUGCCACUGCCCCUCUGGGGAGGCCGCACAGCUGGAAGCCGGCACCCUGCCCACGGCCCUGCAGACCACAGUGGAUGACCAAGCCGAGGUGUGAAGAGGGGCUUGGCGUG
This is a messenger RNA of Tupaia belangeri chinensis (Chinese tree shrew), 1831 nucleotides long. RefSeq names its product putative palmitoyltransferase ZDHHC11. Bases 1 to 1815 code for a protein of 604 amino acids. Gene Ontology annotation, biological process: peptidyl-L-cysteine S-palmitoylation; protein targeting to membrane. Gene Ontology annotation, cellular component: Golgi apparatus; endoplasmic reticulum. NCBI's taxonomy places the organism in Eukaryota, Metazoa, Chordata, Mammalia, Scandentia, Tupaiidae. The record is from RefSeq and is a predicted model, not a curated record. Gene Ontology annotation, molecular function: protein-cysteine S-palmitoyltransferase activity. The transcript has 15 exons.